Messenger RNA from Corylus avellana, 640 nucleotides. NCBI's taxonomy places the organism in Eukaryota, Viridiplantae, Streptophyta, Magnoliopsida, Fagales, Betulaceae. The record is from RefSeq and is a predicted model, not a curated record.
AUGGCCAAAAACCUCCCAAAAGUCACUCCCACCUUCCUCAUUCUGUUCACUAUCCUCUCCUUCUCAACCUUUUCCGCCACCGGAAAGAACCACAGCUUCUCGAGAACUUUAUCUCCGGCGAAACUUGGGCUCAAAAGAGAAAAACUGAGCCACCUUCACUUCUACUUCCACGACGCCGUUGGCGGGCGAAACCCAACGGCCGUGAGAGUUGCCGAGGCCCCCAUGACAAACACGUCCUCGACGAGUUUUGGUGGCGUGUUGGUGAUGGAUGACCCCUUGACCGAGCAGCCGGAGUUGAGCUCCAAACUCGUCGGAAGAGCGCAAGGAAUAUAUGCAUCUGCUUCGCAAAGUGAGGUGGGGUUGUUAAUGGCAUUGAACUUUGCUUUCAUGGAGGGUAAGUAUAAUGGUAGCACUCUCAGUGUACUGGGGCGUAACACUAUCUUGUCGGCGGUGAGGGAGUUGCCGAUCGUCGGAGGGAGCGGCCUUUUCCGGUUCGCACGUGGGUAUGCUCAUGCAAGGACUUACACAUUUGACGAGAAAGCUCAGAAUGCUAUCGUGGAGUACAAUGUCUAUGUCUUCCAUUAUUGAUAGAGGUGUCAAAAAUUACUGGGAAACCGGAAUCAGAAUUAGGAAACUGGGA